AUGUCGUCGUACGGGCCUCCCGAUCCUUCUCGACGGCGGAUAUACGUCUUCUAUUCUUUGCUUGCCUUUGUUUUCUUCCAGGCUGGCCUCUACGCCGCUCGCUCUUCAUUACCGGACAACUUCCCCGCCAAUACCUCCGCUUCCAAUGUUGCACUAUCAACAAGUAACAACUCGGCCGUAUUGGGCUCGCUGGAGGAGCAUCCAAUAGUCCUGUUGAUGGACGAUGCGGAGAAACAAUUCCGCAAUAAACUCUCGAGGCAGAGUCGCUCGUUGAAAGCUGCGGUGUCGGAGUACAAGAGGCGGUAUGGGCGUGCGCCGCCCAAGGGGUUUGACGCAUGGUGGAAGUUCGUACACGAGAACGGAGUGAAGAUGGUGGACGAGUUUGACGGGCUCAUGGAGGAUUUGGCACCAUUUAUGGACAUGAGUGGGAAGGACUUCAGGGCCAGGGCUGCUCAGGCUGCUGCUGAGCUCCCCGGAGUGGACGUUGUACGCAUACGAAGCGGCAUGGCGGACGCCGUCAAGCUCGGCUCCAACGGCGAAGGCGAAGACGCCGGCAUGCGCGCUAAGGGCUUCCUUCGCAUGCUCAAUAAAUUCAAAAAGAAUCUACCGGACAUGGACUUUGUCGUAAACGCCCGUGCGGAGGGGCGUGUGUUAAUCCCGUGGGAACUACAACAGUACCCGAAUAUCACGACGGUGGAUCCGAGUGUUGGACAGGAGAUUCAGAGAACGUUGCAUAUCCCUGAUUGGAGGGGCGAGGGCUCUGUGUGGGACGCGUUUAGGAGGGUCUGUCCGCCUGAUUCGCCUGCACGGCGGCUAUACGCCUCUGUACGCGCACCAUCACAACAGAGCGCAUCGUCCUACUUUGCGCAACCUUCGACACCUUUCGACACUGACUUCCGCUUCGCGCGCGGUGUGGACGCCAAGUUCGACUUCUGUCACCACCCCUGGGCACAUAUCAACCAAGGACAUUUCUUCUCCGAUUGGCGCACCGUACCAUUACCCUUCCCUGUCCUCUCGCCCGCGAAAGGACCAGGAUUCGGUGAUAUCCGCGUCCCGUCCCACUACUACCACGGAACGACGCGUCGAUACACGUACGCAUGGGACGACAUCAACCAGGAGUUAAAGCAGCACGAUAGCGUCGAGACGGCUUGGGAGAGGAAGAGCGAUAAGAUCUUCUUCAGGGGCGCUACGACUGGUGGAGGGUCUUCACCGGCAGGGUUCAGCGCGGGCUACCAGAGGCAUAGGCUGAUACGGAUGGCCACAGACGAUGCGGCAUUGAAACGCACACUUGUCUUCGCCGAUCCGCCAGGGUCAAGCCAUUUCGUGUACACGAAGAUCGACGCGCCGACGCUCAACGAGGCUACGAUGGACGUCGCGUUCGUCAGCUCUAUCGACCAUGUGCAUUAUCCCGGCGGACUGCAGCAACAGAUGAAGGACCAUCGAUUUGCCGAUAAUGUGUUGUUACGAGACCGUUGGGCGCACAAAUACGUGCUCGAUCUGGACGGCGCUGGUUACAGCGGCAAGUUCUUCGCGUACCUCGCGAGCGAUAGCGCGGUGAUCAAGUCGAGCGUCCAUCGGGAGUUCUACGGCGACUGGAUUCAACCUUGGUUACAUUAUAUCCCCCUGAGCAGCUCGUACAGGGAGAUCUACAACAUCCAUGCGUUCUUCUCUGGUGCACCGCAAGCUGCACUGGAGCAGGUCAAUAGUACUGCGUUGGCGCUUCCGGAGGAGGAACGAGCGGCGUUGGAUGGAGACCGGAGGUUGAGGAGGAUAGCGAGGGCGGGCAAGCAUUGGAAGAAUACGGUUGGGAGACAGGUUGAUAUGGAGGCGUAUGUGUAUAGGUUAUGUCUGGAGUAUGCGAGGCUGUGGGCGGACGAUAGGAAGGCUGCGUCUUACCGGUGA
Messenger RNA from Peniophora sp. CBMAI 1063, 1902 nucleotides. Lineage: Eukaryota; Fungi; Basidiomycota; Agaricomycetes; Russulales; Peniophoraceae. The record is from the annotation of a GenBank genome assembly.